AUCCCUGAUUUCCAGCUGCGCUUCUCGACGCGGAAUUACGGUAAAGCGCGAGCGAUCUCGCGAUAUUACGGUAGAGCCCCUAAUGGGCGUGGCCUCGCGAGAAGCGCGCUCUGAUUGGCCGCGUCCUCCGCGGCGUGAGGGCGGGAGGCGCGAGCCGCGCGCUGAUUGGCCGAGGCUCCCCGUGCUGAACGCUGAUUGGGCGGCGGCUCCGUGAGGGGGAGGAGAAGGAGGAAGAGGCAGAGCGGCGGCCAUGGCGGCGAUGGCGGGCCUGGAGCGCUGGGUGUCCGGGCAGCUGCAGGAGCUGCUCGGCCUCAGCGCCCGCCAUGUCCCCGCUUUCCUGGUGGCGCUGGCGCGGCGCAGCCGCAGCCUGGAGGAGCUGCUGGAGCGGCUGCGGGAGACCGAGGCCCUGCGAGUGGAGGAGCCGCGCGUGCGCGAGUUCGCGCGCGAGCUCUGGGACAAGGUGCCACGAGAAGCCCCCCGGGAACCCCCCGGGCGCGCGGCCGAGCGAGCGGCGCUGGAGCUGCAGCGCCAAAACCGCGGCUACCGAUUGGUGGAGAGCGACGAGGAGGGGCCGAGCCCCGCCCAGGACCACGCCCAGGACGAGCCACGCCCUCGCCGGCGACACCUGAGGCGGCGGCGCCGCUCCGAGUCCCCGCCCGAGGCCACCGCGGCGUCGCCGUCGCCCCCGCCAGCUGCCGAGCCCCCCGAGGAGCCGGAGGAGGAGUGGGAGGCGUCGGAGCGGGAGCGGCUGCGGGACCUGCGGGAGCGCGACGCCUUCGCCGAGCGCCUGCGGAGGAGGGACCAGAAACGGGACAGGGGGGCUCGGGGGGACACCAAGGUGGGAAUUGAGGGGUUCUGA
Molecule: messenger RNA, 859 nt
Organism: Catharus ustulatus (Swainson's thrush)
Lineage: Eukaryota; Metazoa; Chordata; Aves; Passeriformes; Turdidae
Product: pre-mRNA-splicing factor ATP-dependent RNA helicase DHX16-like
Exons: 4
Coding region: 251-859 (202 amino acids)
Source: RefSeq, a predicted model, not a curated record